GUUCCCGUCACAGAGGUUAGCGGGCUUCAUAGCUAAUCAACGUUAGCUGCCAAUGUGGUGUUUUAGCAACUUUUGUAGCUAGUAUGUAAAAUGACUAAUAAGAACCCAAAUAUUCACUCAACAGUUGAAAUACAGUAUUAACGCGUUAUCGCCAGAAAACGUCUUCAAGUAUUGCAACGUGCUAGCAAGCGCUGUCAGGCUAGCGCUACUAAAUUGAUUUGACACUAUGGCAAGUGCAGCAAACGCCAACCUGAACGCAGUUCGGGAAACAAUGGAUGUGCUGCUGGAGAUCUCCAGGUUGCUGAACACCGGGUUGGACAUGGAGUCCCUGUCCAUUUGUGUAAGAUUGUGUGAGCAGGGCAUCAACCCAGAAGCCCUGUCAGCAGUGAUCAAAGAGCUGCGGAAAGCAUCGGAAUCCCUCAAGGCUGAAAACUGCACAAACUGAAGAUGAAACCAGAUCAGUUUUGUGGAUCUUUAUUGGAAUGAUGGCCUUUCCUGAAUACGUGUUUACCAUGGACUCUCCAGCCAAACAGAUGUGUAUGUCUGUCCCCUGUGCCUCCUCAGCAAUUAACAUGCUUGUGUUCAUGUUCUUUUCUUUGAACGUGUCAGGGUGUUUGUGUAGAAACUUAUCUUGAGGUUUCUCCUACUGUCAUCGACAAACUGUGGUGUUAGCAUUGACAUCCUUCCGUAAUUUAAGAACACAUCUAAUUUGUAUCAUAUUUGGAAGUGUAUAUUUCUUAAGUAUUGUUUUUAUUUUGUUCAAUUAUAAAGCACUAUUUCGACAUUA
Betta splendens (Siamese fighting fish) is the source of this 787-nucleotide messenger RNA. RefSeq names its product mitotic spindle organizing protein 1 (gene mzt1). Gene Ontology annotation, biological process: mitotic spindle assembly; gamma-tubulin complex localization; microtubule nucleation by interphase microtubule organizing center. NCBI's taxonomy places the organism in Eukaryota, Metazoa, Chordata, Actinopteri, Anabantiformes, Osphronemidae. Gene Ontology annotation, cellular component: interphase microtubule organizing center; spindle; centrosome. The record is from RefSeq and is a predicted model, not a curated record. Bases 227 to 445 code for a protein of 72 amino acids. The transcript has 3 exons.